Molecule: messenger RNA, 1170 nt
Organism: Capronia epimyces CBS 606.96
Lineage: Eukaryota; Fungi; Ascomycota; Eurotiomycetes; Chaetothyriales; Herpotrichiellaceae
Exons: 1
Coding region: 1-1170 (389 amino acids)
Cellular component (GO): mitochondrion
Molecular function (GO): FAD binding; proline dehydrogenase activity
Source: RefSeq, a predicted model, not a curated record
AUGUCGUUCCUCGCUCAUACAAAGUCGCCCUUCUUCAAUCCAGACAGAAACCCGAUCCUCCAUUUCGCCCUCAAGAAAACCUUCUACGCCCAAUUUUGUGCUGGCGAAACCCGGUCAGAAGUCGACAGUACCAUUGCAAAUCUCAACAGCAUCGGAUUUAAAGGCGUGAUAUUAGGUCACGCGAAAGAGGUUGUUUUGAGUAAGGAGGAUGAACAAGCAUUAGAUUCGGCACAAGACUGUGGUGAACAGGCACGAUGUAAUGCACAAGAGAUAUCUGCCUGGAAGCAUAACACCAUCGAGACUGUGGACCUUGCCCGGCCGGGCGACUUCGUGGCGCUCAAGUUCACUGGGGCGGGACGUCAAGCGCUUCAGCAUCUCAAAGCAACUAUUGCCUGCUCUCCUGAGUUCGAAGCAGGAGUGCAUGACAUCUGCAAGCGCGCACAGUCGAAGGGAGUAAGGCUCUUGUUUGAUGCUGAGCAAGCUUCGUUACAACAAGGCAUCGACAACUGGACCAUGUACUUUGCAAAGAUAUACAACAAAGAAACGGCGUUGGUGUAUGGCACAUACCAAGCCUAUGCGAAGAGAGCACCAAGAAUUUUGGCAGCCCAUCUUGAACUGGCAAGCAAAGAGAAUUUCGUUCUGGGAGUCAAGCUUGUCCGGGGAGCAUACCUGGGUAGCGAUCCACGAGAACUUUUCUGGCCAACGAUUGAAGAGACCCACAAGUGCUACAACGGUAUUGCGCAGAGCAUCAUUCAGAGAAGGUAUGGAGACGUCCUGCAGCCGGUCGAAGGAGGAUCUCCUGAGUUUCCCCAAGUGAGUCUCGUGCUGGCGACCCACAAUGCCGAAUCUGUGAAGCUGGCUCUUCAACUUCGCGACGAGCAAGCCUGGAAGGGCGAGCCACGGAUUGAGUUGGCAUAUGGUCAACUGAUGGGGAUGGCGGAUCAUGUCAGCUGUGAGGUGGUACAAGCAGCAAGGGCCCGAGCAGAGGCCGAGGGUGCCAACGUUGAGAUUCCAAACGCGUACAAAUAUGUGGUCUGGGGCAAACUGGGCGAAUGUAUGAAGUACCUUCUCCGCCGGGCUCAGGAAAACAAGGAUGCUGUGUCCAGAACAGUCGAAGCAAGGCGGGCCCUGAGCCGAGAGUUGGGCAGCAGGAUGGCAUUUUGGCGCUGA